GCCCCGCAGAGCAUCCCCAGUGUGGGGGCUGGCGACGCUGAGGACACACGCACGCAGAAGGAUGUGUCCUUUGUGUCCGCGGGGCCGGAGACAGGCCAAGUGUUGUGAGAGGGGGGAGGGCGCAGCGCCAGGGAUAACGGUUCAGAGCGGAAAGCUGGGCCCCCAGGUGCCGGGCGAGCACGGUACACGGAAAGGAUGUGGUGAACCGGAGUUUGCGAAGUUGGUAUCGAUGGUGCUUUAUGUAGCCGUUUAAAAGACAGCAAACAAAAACAGCCCUGAGCGGCCGUGGUUGGUGGCAGCGCACGCAGACGCGAGCGGGUCUUUGUGAGUUCGAGGCCAGCCUGGUCUACGUUCCAGGUAUUUCAACAGCCCGAAGACAACUUCACAGCUGUGUAAGGUAACAGGAAAGGUGGGAAGCAUCAUCAGCAAACGGAAGUGUGACGCCUGCUGGUAGAAGAUGAGCAUUUCGGGAAGCAGUUGUGGAAGCCCCAACUCUGCAGACGUGUCCAGUGACUUCAAGGAGCUCUGGACAAAACUAAAAGAAUAUCAUGAUAAGGAAGUGCAAGGUUUACAAGUAAAAGUAACCAAACUGAAAAAGGAACGAAUUUUAGAUGCACAAAGACUAGAAGAAUUCUUCACCAAAAAUCAACAGCUGAGAGACCAACAGAAAGUGCUUCAGGAAACCAUUAAAAUUUUAGAAGAUAGGUUGAGAGCAGGGUUGUGUGACCGCUGUGCAGUGACUGAAGAGCAUAUGCACAAAAAGCAGCAGGAGUUUGAAAAUAUCCGCCAGCAGAAUCUGAAGCUUAUUACAGAGCUCAUGAAUGAAAAGAAUACUCUUCAGGAAGAAAACAAAAAGCUUUCUGAGCAACUGCAGCAGAAAAUUGAAAAUGAUCAACAGGAUCAAGUAGCUGAGCUGGAAUGUGAGGAAAACAUUAUUCCAGAUUCACCGAUAACAUCGUUUUCAUUUUCUGGUAUUAACCGGCUACGAAGAAAGGAGAAUCUCCAUGUCCGAUACAUAGAACAAACACAUACUAAAUUGGAGCACUCUGUAUCUAUAAAUGAAUUAAGAAAAAUUUCCAAGGCUUUAGCUCCUGUACCACAUAACUCUGAGGAACAUGAAAUUCUAGUAGCUGACACUUGCAGUCAAAGUCACUCACCACUGUCUAAAAUAUGUAGAACAAGCAGUUAUCCCACUGAAAAGUCACCUUUUAAUUUAGAUACUGUUGUUGCUGAAACACUUGGACUUAAUGUUCAAGAAGAGUCUGAACACCAACGUUGUACAAGCCCUCUUGGGGAUGAGCUCUACCACUGUCUUGAAGGAGAUCACAAAAAACAGCCUUCAGUAGAAUCUGCAAGAAGUAGUGAGGAUAGUUUAAGGUUUUCAGAUGCUGCUUCAAAGACACCUCCCGAAGAAUUUACUCCUCGGGUCUCAUCUCCUGUAUUUGGAGCUACCUCGACUGUGAAAAGUCAUUUGGGUUUGAAUACAAGUUUCUCCCCUUCUCUUUUAGACGUUGGGAAAAGAAACCUUCUGAAGACAGCUCCCUUUAGCAACAUUUCUGUAUCUAGAUCAGAGAAAGCGAGAUCAAAAUCAGAGGACAGUACUCUUUUCACACAUCAUAAUCUUGUGUCUGAAGUAAACAAGGUCAUUAGCCAGUCAUUUCCUAACAAGCAGAUACUUACGAAUAAAAAUGUAAGCGAAUCCGUAGAUGAGCAGGGCAGUAGUGAUCCUAUUAAAGAUAAAUAUUUGGUGCCUUUGAAGUCACUGGGAGGCAAAGCAUGCAAGAGGAAGAAGACUGAGGGGGAGAGUGAACAUGCAGUACACUGCCCCCAAACCUGUCUAGAUAAGGAAAAUUCUCUUCCUUUUCCCAUGGAGAAUCAGUUCUCCAUGAAUGGAGACCAUGUUAUGGAUAAACCCCUGGACCUGUCAGAUCGGUUUGCAGCUACCCAACGUCAAGAGAAGAACCACGGAAAUGAAACUUGUAAAAACAAGUUUAAACAAGUGACUAUUUAUGAGGUUUUGAAGCCCAUUCCCAAGGGCUCUUCCUCAGGUCGCAAAGCCUUGAGCGGGGCCUGCUUAUUAGCCAAAGAUUCUUCAGAGGAGUCCUGUUUACAGCAGUGUGUCCUCCAGACCUCUAGCAAAGCCUCUCCAGACCGUAAAACGCCACUGCAGAUAAAAGAGGAAGAGCCUGCCUUCAAGGCCCCUCUGUGCUCACGGGACAACGCCGAGACAGAGGAUCUCUUUAGUGACAUGAAGGAUACUGGUUCUCUUGUGCCAACAAAAGUAAAAAGCAGAUCAGUCCAUGGAGGAUGUGAGCUUGCAUCAGUUCUUCAGUUAAAUCCCUGUAGAGUUGCUAAAACAAAGUCCCUGCCAAACAACCAAGAUGUGUCCUUUGAAAAUAUUCAGUGGAGUGUAGAUCCAGGAGCUGACCUUUCUCAGUAUAAGAUGGAUGUUACUGUAAUAGAUACAAAGGAUAACAGUCAUUCACGAUUAGGAGAAACAGUGGACAUGGACUGUACAUUGGUCAGUGAAACCGUGCUUUUAAAAAUGAAGAAACAAGAGCAGAAAGAAAAAAGUCCAAAUGGAGAUAUAAAAAUAAAUGAUAGUUUGGAAGAAAUGUUUGAUCAAACAACACAUGAAGAAUAUGAAUCCUGUUUGGCAGAUAGCUUCCCCCAGGUACCAGAUGAGGAAGAACUGUCUGCUGCCACAAAGAAACCAAACAUGCAUGGUGAUAAACAAGAUAAAGUCAAGCAGAAAGCGUUUGUGGAGCCAUAUUUUAAAGAUAAAGAGAGAGAAAGUAACAUACAGAAUUUUCCUCAUAUUGAGGUAGUUCGGAAAAAAGAAGAGAGAAGGAAAUUGCUUGGGCACACAUGUAAGGAAUGUGAAAUUUACUAUGCAGAUAUGCCAGCGGAAGAAAGAGAAAAGAAGUUGGCUUCCUGUUCACGACACCGAUUUCGCUACAUUCCACCCAGCACACCAGAGAAUUUCUGGGAAGUUGGUUUUCCUUCUACUCAGACAUGCCUGGAAAGGGGUUACAUCAAGGAAGAUCUUAAUCUUUGCCCUCGUCCCAAAAGACGGCAUCCUUACAAUGUAGUGUUUUCUCCAAAAGGCAAGGAACAGAGGACCUAGAUGUUGGAGUAAAAGUGGGCAAAAGACCUUUUUUCCCCCCAUUUAGUUAUUUAUAGUUCAAGUUGUAAUAAACAUUGAUCUUUGUUUUUUUAUCAUCUAUAAAUUUAUAAAUGAGUUUUCUAUUAAAAAUGUUUUUAAGUGGUAUUUACCUAUCACACAAAUAACUAUUUAAAAUGUG
Mesocricetus auratus (golden hamster) is the source of this 3305-nucleotide messenger RNA. RefSeq names its product RB binding protein 8, endonuclease (gene Rbbp8). The transcript has 19 exons. The record is from RefSeq and is a predicted model, not a curated record. Lineage: Eukaryota; Metazoa; Chordata; Mammalia; Rodentia; Cricetidae. Gene Ontology annotation, molecular function: single-stranded DNA binding; Y-form DNA binding; flap-structured DNA binding. Gene Ontology annotation, biological process: DNA double-strand break processing involved in repair via single-strand annealing; double-strand break repair via homologous recombination. Bases 458 to 3127 code for a protein of 889 amino acids. Gene Ontology annotation, cellular component: site of double-strand break.